Molecule: messenger RNA, 4461 nt
Organism: Hermetia illucens (black soldier fly)
Lineage: Eukaryota; Metazoa; Arthropoda; Insecta; Diptera; Stratiomyidae
Gene: Fancm
Exons: 6
Coding region: 61-4362 (1433 amino acids)
Biological process (GO): double-strand break repair via synthesis-dependent strand annealing; replication fork reversal; interstrand cross-link repair
Molecular function (GO): 3'-5' DNA helicase activity; four-way junction DNA binding; four-way junction helicase activity
Source: RefSeq, a predicted model, not a curated record
UUCGAUGUUUACUACUUUAGGCGCUGCAUUUCGUCAAAUGUCGUAUUAUUUGCCUUGGAAAUGGAGGAUUUAGUUAAAUCCAACGACCAAAAACUUGUGAACGAAGGAGCUUCAACUUCUUUCGGUAAUCGCCAUGCAGACGAUAGCAAUUGGAGUGAAUUUUGCGAUGAAUCCGUGAUCAAGCUCUUGGACGAGCCAUUCGAGGCGGAAAUGGACCACUUGAACCUCCGCAAUGAUGAGAACUAUCGAGGAUUCGAUAACAAUGCCGGCUCGACUUGGAUCUACCCGAACAAUUAUCCAAUCAGACAGUAUCAGUUCAAUAUAACGCGGGCCGCGCUGUUCAAGAACACUUUGGUGGUGCUUCCGACUGGACUCGGGAAGACAUUCAUAGCGGCCGUCGUCAUGUACAAUAUCUACCGCUGGUAUCCGAGGGGGAAGGUAAUCUUCAUGGCACCGACUAAGCCGUUAGUGUCACAACAGAUUGAGGCUUGUAGGAAAAUUACUGGGAUCCCAAUGAAAGAUACUGCGGAGAUCACAGGAAAGCAAAACAAAAAAGCGCGCCGGGACCUGUGGCAGAACAAGCGGGUGUUCUUCGCGACUCCACAUGUUGUCCAGAACGAUGUAAACGACGCUGAGCAGGAUUUUCCUUUUCACGAUGUUCGCCUUAUUGUUGUCGACGAGGCUCACAAGGCGAAAGGUCACUAUGCCCACGCCGAAGCUGUUCGAUCGAUCGCUUCCAGGAACUCAAAUUUUCGGAUUCUGGCUUUGUCCGCCACGCCUGGACGAUCUGUGGAGGAUGUGAUCGAAGUCGUCAAAAAUCUGUCCAUUGCACAUUUGGAAAUUCGCUGGGAUAACUCCCUGGACGUCAUCCCUUAUACUCAUCGAAAGAACAUAAAAACCGUGGUGGUCCCGCUGGGCACAGAUUUAACACAAAUCCGUAACGAGUUCAUCGAUGUAAUCGACCCAUACAUCCGCUUCCUCAUUGAAAAUAAAGUAAUCUCUGGAGCAAUGGGAACAAUUUCGCGUGGAUCUUUGAUCAUGGAACAGAAGCGAUUCCGCGAGAUGUCCCUGACACACAAGCACCAGAACGAGUCCCAAGUGAGAACCAAUUUUUCAAUUUGCAUCAGCCUCUACCACGCGUUGGAGCUGCUGGAGAGGCAUGGUACGCGCGUGUUCUUGAAUUUCUUCGACGAUCCCUCGAAUGAAGUGUCGCACCGUUAUUAUGUCGCGACCAAUCCCCAGCUUAGGCAGUUUCUUCAGAAGUUGAGAGUUUAUAUGGGACCGAAUCCGUUUUUGGUGAACGACCAGACUAUGACCAACGGGAAAAUACCUGAGAUUCCAGCCGAUUUGGAUUUUGGGCAUCCAAAGUUUAUGAUGACGAAGGAACGGGUGGUGGAGCAUUUUGAGAAAAAUGAGGAUUCGAAGGCGAUUAUAUUUUGCGAGUAUCGAGAGUCGGUAGUGCUGAUGUACAGAGCGUUGUUGCAGAGCAGACCGCUCGUUAAGCCGCAAGUGUUUGUUGGUCAGGGUGGUACUGGUUCAAUCCGCGCGGUUACCCAAAAGCAACAACUUGAAGUCAUGGAGCAGUUUCGCUCGGGUGUUUGUAAUACUUUAGUGGCAACAUCGGUAGCAGAAGAGGGGAUCGAUAUUGGUGAAGUAGAUCUGAUUAUUUGCUUCGAUAUCAGCACAAAAAAUCCAACAAGAUUCAUUCAACGUAUUGGACGGACUGGCCGUCGACGUCAAGGCAGCAUAAUAAUGAUGGUCACCGAAGGGAAGGAACAUUCUAUAAUGAAGGAAGUGUUGCAGUCUAAGGACAAAUUGAACCAAAGAGUUGUCAAAAGUUCGGAAGUCGCCAGAACAUUAUGCAGAACUUCGCCCAGGAUAGUUCCUCCUGAAUUCAAUCCAAAGUGCCUUGAGAUGUUUAUGGUAACGAACGACGAUGAGAGUAAAGACGACGAACAGUCGUCUGCCAAAAAAGCAAAGACUACCAAAUCUCCGAAGCGAGGUAAAGGCAAGGAUAAGGUAUCUAAAAAGUUAGCUACAGCUUCGCUGAGUCAGAAGAGCGACAUGCGACACUUUUUCAAAAAAGUUGAAUUGGAUGAGGAUGAGAAGGAAAUCUUUUGUACGAUAAAGCCUGAAACUAGUAAGAAAUCAUUUUCUGAAUUGAAUGUUAGCGAUCCAGGGCCUAGCAGACUUGACUAUCUUAUUAAACAAUUCGAGAAGUUUAAAAAGAUGCCUAUCGUAACUGAAAAUAUCGGCAUGGAGACAUUGUUGCGGAAAACUAAAAUUGCGACUCCAAUAAAACAAUUUGUGCUCAGGCACAACGUGAAUUAUGUAAAGGAGAAAUUUGAAGCUCAACAAGCUCUGAAUGCCGCUCAAGAUGGCGAAGUCUAUGUUUUAGGCGAUGAUGAGCUGAAACUUGAAACGGAACUGGCAGCAAUUGAAAAAGUUGUUGGUAAGGGAAUGGUUGAGGAGUUUAUUAAGGAAAAUGAAGUUAAGGAAGAUACCAAAAAUAAGCUUGAUAAGAAAUUUGAUUAUAUUUUUGAGGGUCUUGAAAAGAGGUCGUUUACAGAUAAUGUUGACGAUUUUUUAAGUCAGAAAAUGGAUGAGAUUCGUAAGAAUGAGAAUUGUAAUUCUCAGGAUGAGUCGCCCCAAGAAUAUGUGGAUAGUGAUCUUGAAACAUAUUCUGGGGAUCGGCAAAUGUCUCCAACUAACAAUCCUGAAGAAUAUGAAGAUGUUGUAGUUGAGCACGAGUCGCGUUAUUUGAGCCAAAUCAUUGAGCUAGAUCGAAACAGAAUUAGCGACCAGUCAACUCCGAUAAGACCGGCAGCAAGGUCUACUUUCAACGGCGAUAGUUUGCAAGCGAAAGAACUAUUUGCUAUUGAUGGAUUUGAUGAUAGUGAUCCGUUUGGAAUUCUGACAUCACAACGAAAGGAAGAUAUCUCAAAGGUUAAUCAUGAUCCCGAGGCGACGAAGAUCAAGGACACAGGCCAAGAUGUAGCAAAAAAGAGCGAUUGUGAUAUGUUUGAUGAUGAUUUCGAUGAUUUCUUUGUUAAUUCGAAACUCGACACAGAUGUUGAGCAUCUGGAAAAACAGCGCUCCGCUUCUGUUAUCGAUCGGACAGACCUUGCAGAGCACGUCGUUAAAAAUAGUCCUUUGUGUGAAAUUGUAGAAAAUGGGCAGAGAGGAACGACAAAUGGAGGCGAGAAUAAAAUCAGUUCCCCAGAAAAAGAUUCAGAUAAAACAUUAUCGCAGCAAGGAGUUGAAGAUUUUGAUUACACCGACUUUUUCGAACCAUUUGAUGGCGACGAUGUGGCUGCAGUGGAAGAAAAUAUGAGGCUGAAAGAGAAACAGAUUAACAAAUCGACCAACAUCUUUGAUGGCUCAUUUUUGGGGAAAAAUAUAAACGAAAAUUUGAAAUCUUCUCCAACAAUUCCAAGACAGAAGUCAGCUGAACUGUUUAGCUCCAACGAGAGGACCCUUCCACCUUUAAUUCCUAAUCAGGCGGCCAUUUUGAAUAAGUACAAUUCACCCCCGAGGGUAUCUCCUUUGAAAAAACCUGAGAUUUCACCAUCCGUACUCACCAGAGGAGUAGACUUGAAGCGGUUGCGGCUAACUGGGUCAGUGGGGGGUUCGAGCAGUAUGUUGUUCUCUAAACCUGCACCGGUCGUGGCAAAGUCUCCAGAGAAAAUUAAUGGACACGAAAGAAGUCUGGGUCAUUCGAUUAUGCCAAGCCAGGCAGAUAGUCCGAUUGUCAUGCAGAGGAAAGCAAAGCGGGUUAUCGAUAGUGAUUCCGAUAUCGAAGAGCUGCCAAAUAGUCAAACGGAGGCACCAUCAAUUUCAAUAAGCAGACAAAUUGCGAAACGACGGCGGCGAUGUCAAUUUAUUGACGACGAAGCGGCUGUUAGCGGGGAUGAAGACGACACUGAACAAAACAUGGAGAAUUCACAGUUUUCUCAAAUGCAACUGGAUUCAAUAGUCGUCAUUGAUGAUGAUGUGGAUGAUCAUCCUGACGUAGACAUGAGAGCGAGAUAUCUGCAGUCCGUUAGGAGCCCCAACAAACGACCAUUCAAGAUCCCCGCCCCGCGAGUUUACAAUGACAUGUCAAGGAUAUUUUCCCAAGCCGUUCCUCGCUAUGAGGGUGACAGUGUUUACAAGGAAGAUUCGUUUGUGAUUUCGUCUGAUGAAGAAGUUGUUGAGGAGCCAAUGUCACAAGAGUGUCCUUUAGAACGAGCUGAGGCGAUUUUGAAAGCAAGGAGGCGCGCAAAACGUAAAAAUAAGAACAAUGGGAACUUUGAGGUAAAGAGAAGAAACGCGCGAAAAAAUCGAAUCCUUGAAAAUUCCUCGGAUGAGGAGGAUGCUUAAUAGGAGCUCUUUUAGAUGCACAUGAAGGCUGUGAUUUUAUAGAAGUAGUUUGUCUUAUGAUGUAAAUUGCUGGAUGAUUGAGAAAAAUAAAUCAUUUAU